Molecule: messenger RNA, 5878 nt
Organism: Aureobasidium pullulans EXF-150
Lineage: Eukaryota; Fungi; Ascomycota; Dothideomycetes; Dothideales; Saccotheciaceae
Product: putative ras GTPase activating protein
Exons: 2
Coding region: 396-5555 (1719 amino acids)
Biological process (GO): regulation of actin cytoskeleton organization; regulation of GTPase activity
Cellular component (GO): cytoplasm
Molecular function (GO): GTPase activator activity; actin filament binding; calmodulin binding
Source: RefSeq, a predicted model, not a curated record
CGCCAGCCUGCUGCUCUGUCCAGCGCCAACUUAUUUUUCGAGGCUGAGAAGAUUCUUGUCUGCUAAGACAGAACGGUCGUUUCAAGUGUUUGCGAGUGUAGCGCCGCAAGCGAAAUCAAGAACGGGUGUUGCAACGGGCGUGUUUACGGGGACAAGAGCGUUGCAAAGCAAUCGAUUUCUGCCCUGCUAUGCAGUCUGGUGUGGACCACGCCCUUUUCCUUGUCUGCUGCUUAUACUCUCAUUGCUAAUAGCAGUGUCUGCGGGCGACAUUGCCGCUCCAUCUCGACAACUGAACCUCGCCGUCCCUCUGCUGUGCGUGUGACGCAGGGACAUCGAAAAGCCGGAAAACACACGCCUAUCCUAUUCAUCCAGGAUCGCUCCUUCCCUAAGACGAAAUGGCAUAUUUACAACAAAAGCGCGGGCAAGCGCCGGCAUCUCCGUCAGUGCCUGGCAGCCCGCUACGCCAUACAACAAGCGUAUCAACAAACCAUUUACACCACAAGCGCGGACUCAGCGAGGCCACUGGGUCGCCAAAGGCAAAGGGGUUCUGGGAAGCAAAAGAAGCAAAUGUCGCUCCAGUCACACCUGAGCAGUUCCGCACUGCUCUAAGGCCAUUGCAACAGGCUCCGGGCACAUCGCCUGCUCAGCCUUCGCCGCAUUCGCUAUCACACACGCAAUCACACUCUCGUUCCAAGAGUCUGCACGACUCUAGAAUGGAUCCAUUCCACAACAGCACACCCACAUCCGAGUCUGCCUCGCCGAUGCCCACAUCACCACCGCUGAAAUCUCGACCACAUUCGCUCGCAAUCUCACGGUCCGACUCUGUACGAGCCCCUACUCACGACCGCGGCAACCGCAAUUCCGUACAUGUCCACUUCGCCUCGCCGAGUCACAUCGAGAAAUCAGAGCUACAAGGCUUGCAAAGGUCAGCUACGAAACACCUACGAACUCUCUCGAAAUUCGCCCAAAAUGCCGAUGACGACGACUUUUCAAUAAAGUCUCCUGAACAAGAGGUGGUUGGUCUACAUGGCCGCAGGAGGUUACAACGUACCAUGACAACAAAAGACAAGAAGGGCUCGGAAAGCAGCAGCAAGUUUGCAAGCAGUUGGGAAGCCAGCAAAUGGAUGGAUCGCCAACGUCAAUUCUUGCAAGCUUACGAGUACCUGUGUCAUAUCGGUGAAGCAAAGGAGUGGAUCGAAGACAUUAUCCACAAACAAAUUCCCGAGAUUGUUCAGAUGGAAGAGGCUCUCAGGGACGGUGUCACUCUGGCCGAAGUCGUCCAAGCCAUUCAUCCUGAUCGACCAAUUCGCAUCUUCAAGCAUGAACGCCUACAAUUCCGCCACUCCGACAACAUUGCUCUAUUCUUCCGCUUCCUCGCAGAAAUGGAGCUGCCAGAGCUCUUCCGUUUCGAACUGGUCGAUCUGUACGAGAAAAAGAACAUACCCAAGGUCAUUUACUGUAUCCACGCCUUGUCAUGGCUUCUUUUCCGCAAAGGAGUUGUCGACUUCCGCAUUGGCAAUCUUGUUGGUCAAUUGCAAUUCGAAGACCAUGAACUCGAAGCCAUGCAAAAGGGUCUUGACAAAGCUGGCAUUAGUAUGCCCAACUUCUCAGGCAUGGGCGCCAACUUUGGCGAACCAGAGCCGGAGCCGGAACCGGAACCUGUCGAAACCGAGGAAGAGCGUAUUCAAAGAGAGCUCUCUGAACAUGAAGACAUGGUCGAAGACUUGCAAUCUCAGAUACGUGGAGCCAUGGUCAGACUACAACUCGGGGACACUAUGAAUCAGCUUUGGGAUGCCGAAGAAGCCCUUGUCGACCUGCAAUCAAGAAUCCGCGGAGAUUUUGCUCGUCAAAUUUCUGAUUAUCGUAUGGACAUGAAACGAUUUGCUGUUCAGCUUCAGAGCGCUGCUAGAGGCUUCCUCAUUCGUAAGCGUCGCAGUAACCGUGAACAGACCUGGAAAAGCCAAGAGAAGCAAGUCACAACUAUUCAAUCGCUCUUCAGGGCUCGCAAGGCAAGAACGGAAGUGAAGAAGAUACGCUCUCAUAUGCAGAAGCAGGACAUGGGCAUUCGCAAUCUUCAGGCUGCUAUUCGUGGUGCCCUCGGCAGAUGGAAUGUCAGCGAUCAAUACGAGGCUACUCGUGAAGCUGAAGAGCCUGUCCGCUGGCUACAAGCGGCGAUUAGAGGAGCUAUCAAGAGAAAACAGGUCGAGCGCCAGAUUGAGGAGGGACAUGCUUCUGAAGAGCAAGUCAUUUCUCUUCAAGCCGCCAUUCGUGGAGCUCUCCAAAGAAACCAGGUCGAACGUCAACUCGAGGACAGUAAGGCAUCCGAGCAAGAUGUUGUCGCCAUGCAAGCCGCCAUUCGAGGUAUGCUCGAAAGAAAAGGUCACGCCGCGAACGCCGACUUGCUUAGGAAGCAUUCGAGAUCUGUCGCAACACUUCAACACGCCAUGGCAGGUUUCAUUCAACGCAGAAAACUUGAGCAUACACGAGUAUCCCUGGACACAGAAACUCCUGCUUGGCUUGAACUCCAAUCUGCUGCGCGUGGUCAAAAGGCAAGACGUGCAUUUGGGCAACUCAAGUCAGACCUGCAAAAACAAUCACCCUCAAUCACCGCAUUGCAAUCUGCAUACCGUGCAGGUUGUAGCCGUAAGGACGUGAACGCCAUCAGAGAUGCGCUCAGCUACCGUGAGAACUCGAUCUUGGCUUUCCAAAGUUCUGCUCGUGGUCAUAUGUUCCGCAGCAAGCACCAUGCUGAUAUCGCCGCGCUCCAUGCUCUGAAGCCAGCCAUCAAAGAACUCCAGUCUCUCUCAAGAGCCUAUCUUGAACGUCAAAAAGUGUUUGAUGUCCUGUGUCAACUCAAUGAGGAAGAGGAACAGAUUGUCGAGCUCCAAAGUCUUGCGCGCGCUCUUCUUGGCCGCCGCGACAUUGGUGUCCUCCUGGGCGAGCUCGAGGAAGAUGAAGACGCUGUCAUGGAUCUUCAAUCUGCAAUCAGAGGAUCACUUGUCAGGAAAGACUUUGCCGAGAAGCAACGUUUCUACAGGGAGAACAUGGAGAAGGUCAUCAAAGUGCAGAGUUUCAUUCGUGCUCGCCAGCAAGGCCAGGCUUACAAGAGUUUGACAAGUGGAAAGAAUCCUCCUGUCGGUACUGUCAAGAACUUUGUUCAUCUUCUUAACGACAGCGACUUUGACUUCGAUGAAGAACUCGAGUUUGAGAGACUGCGCAAGACUGUUGUCCAGCGAGUACGACAGAACGAAAUGGCCGAGCAAUACAUCGACCAACUUGACAUCAAGAUUGCUCUGCUCGUCAAGAACAAGAUUACCCUGGACGAGGUCGUCAAGCAUCAACGUCACUUUGGUGGUCACGUCGGCAGCCUUCUGAACAAUACCGAGAUUUCCUCCAAAGAUCCUUUCGAUCUCAAAGCCUUGAACAAGAACUCGAGAAGGAAGCUUGAGCACUAUCAGGAGCUGUUUUUCCUUCUGCAGACUCAACCACAAUAUCUUGCGCGUCUCUUCCACAAGCUGAAGGAGCAGGGCAUGCCAGAGCAGGAGGGUAAGAGAGUCGAAUUACUCAUGAUGGGUCUCUUUGGUUUCGCCCAGAAGCGCAGAGAAGAGUACUACCUCUUGAAGCUUGUUACACGUUCUAUUCAAGAAGAAGCAGAACACAGCGGCUCUCUCCAAGAAUAUCUCCGUGGCACUUUCUUCUGGAGCAGACUACUCGCUGCCUAUGUGAGAAGCCCUCGUGAUCGCAAAUACAUGCGCGACCUCUUCGGACCGCUCGUCAGAGAAAGCAUCUUUGAAAACCCGGACUUGGACCUUGAGAGCGACCCGAUGCAGAUUUACCGUGCUUCUAUCAACAACGAAGAGCUUUCUACAGGACAACGCAGUCGCAGAAAUCCCGACAUCUCUCGUGAAGAGGCCAUUCGCGACCCAGAGACUAGAGAAUUCUUCAUUUCACAUUUGCAAGAUCUCCGUGAUAUCUGCGAUCACUUCUUUGUUCUUCUCGAGGAGACUCUACCCCGCAUGCCCUACGGAUUGAGGUUCAUUGCUCAACAGACUUUCAACACAUUGGUCGCCACAUUCCCUGGAGAGAGCCAGCAACAUCUUCUUCAAGUCGUUGGUCAUUGGCUUUGGAAGGCUUACUUGAUCCCUGCAUUGACACAACCUGAGAUGUGGGGUGUAAUUGACAGAGGUCUAAGUCCUCUACACAAGCGCAACCUAGGAGAGGUUGGUAAAGUCUUGGGUCAAGUCUUUGCUGGCAGAUUGUUCGGUGGCGAUCAUAUCUACUUGCAGCCUUUGAACACUUGGGUUGGUGAGGCUAUUGAAAGAAUGGAGGAGCUACUCACAUCUCUGAUCGACAUUCGCGACCCCGAGCAGCAGUUCGACAUUGACGAGUUCAACGACCUCUUCGCUCGUGUCAAGCCAACUCUUUACAUUAAGAUGGCAGAUAUCUUCGCCAUUCAUCAUCUUGUGACAAACGAAUUGUCGCAUCUUUCCGACGCUGACGAUGUUCUUCGUGAGAUCAUUCGCGAACUCGGCAGUGCCCAGAGCAACGAGAACGAGAUGAUGAGUGUAGGCUCAAAUGAAAUCAGCCUGCAAUUGACGCCCAAGUUCCACGACAAGCAAGAUCCAGAAGCUGAUCUCAAGCAACUCUUCAUGGAAACCAAGCGUCUGGUCCUGUUCAUCAUCAGAAUCCAAGCUGGUGCUAAUCUGCUUGACAUCCUCGUCCGUCCCAUCACACCGGAAGACGACGACAAGUGGUUCUCGUUGUUGGAUGAAGAAGCUAUGCAUCAAAAGCGCAACCCGAGGGCACCUUCAGCAUACUCUGGAAUGAUGGAAGAUGAGCCAACAUCAACGCUUCUGGAUAUCACUUCAAUGUCAUAUGCUGAGGUCAAGAGUGCAGCUCUCGAGAAUAUCCUUCUUCUUGAGCAACAUGGAAAGGUCAACAGACACAACCAGUACCAAGAUCUGCUCAACGCCAUUGCUAUAGACAUCAGAACAAAGCAUCGUCGUCGUGUACAAAGAACUAGAGAGUUGGAAGGUGUUCGUGCUACACUUACACAACUUGACUCGAAGGCAUCCUACUUGGACGAGCAAUUGCAGAGUUACAACGACUACAUUGAACAAGCCAUGAUCACGCUGCAAAACAAGAAGGGCAAGAAAAGAUUUUUGUUACCUUUCACGAAGCAAUACAAUCACGAGCGUGAACUGGCUCGUUCUGGUCGUACACCCAAGUUCGGCUCCUACAAGUACUCCGCGCGUUCUCUUGCCGAGAAGGGUGUGCUUGUGAGCUGGGACGGCUACGACGCAACUCAAUGGAACCGCAUCAACGUCACUCUCUCCUCAGAUGAAGUCGGUGUCUUCCACAUUGAGGGUAGCAUGGGUAGUCUGAUGAUCCCUGGAGCGAGCGCUUCCGUGCCUCUUGACGAUCUCCUUCAAGCACAAUUCGACAACCAUCAAUUCAUGAACCUGUUCCGCGGUACUGGCGGUGAAGGUGGUCUGAAAUUGAACGUCAACCUCUUCUUGCAUUUGGUCUUCAAGAAGUUCUACAGAGAAGAGUAGAGGAUGGGUCAAAUCCUCCUUGAAGACCACUAUAACGUCGAUAUGACUACUUUCGUGUUUCCUUGUCUCAUUUAUCUUACUCCUUUUCUUUUACUCUCAAAGACGUCUGGUCUUCCUCUUCUGUUUAUAUAAUACGACCUCCCUCUGGAAUCCUCAUGGCAUACACGAAAAAGGGUGAAUUGAGACGAAUUUAGGACUUCCCUAUAUGGCGUUUUCUUUCGGUGUGUUUGAGAAGAGUCAAGGUCGAGUUUUUUGCAAUGGCGGGAAGGCUGUUGAGUAUAGAAUACCCCUCUUGAUGUUAAUGUUACAUUUCUGAUAUUUCC